This is a messenger RNA of Suillus paluster, 867 nucleotides long. RefSeq lists its product as uncharacterized. The record is from RefSeq and is a predicted model, not a curated record. NCBI's taxonomy places the organism in Eukaryota, Fungi, Basidiomycota, Agaricomycetes, Boletales, Suillaceae. Gene Ontology annotation, biological process: N-acetylglucosamine metabolic process. The transcript is spliced from 4 exons. The coding region runs from base 1 to 867 and encodes 288 amino acids. Gene Ontology annotation, cellular component: cytoplasm.
AUGACCAUAGAGCCGCCCUUGGAUACAUCAGACAACGUUUCCCAGAAGAUCGCACAAGUUCCUCUACGUGCAGGUCCUCCAACAAGAGAAGAGCUGCUCUCACACUAUCCAGCCAAGUUCACAUGGGACCAGCUCAAGACCUUUGUGAAUUCCGGGGAUCUUGGGCUGCUGAAGCGUGAUAGGGCACUGCAAAAGAGAUAUAACGCAUGGUCUCCGGGAAUUGUAAAAGAGUAUGGCUCAAUGGUAAACUACCUUAUCAACCACCGUCUCCAAUGGGGCAAGCCAGAUACCCUUUCGCUCUUACCCUCAGCACUCGAUAGUGAUACCAGGCCGAAGGAAGUGUGUAUCUCACACUGUAAAUCCGACCAGCCACUCCCACCGCUCCCCCCAGACGCACCUGAAUACUUCAGAGCCGAUAUCCCUGUCGACUCAGAGCUGAUCAGUAUUAUUCAGAACGACUGGCCUUACUCCGUCCCCAUUGAAAUUGAACACACUCUUAUCUGGUCGCGAGUUCCUAUCUUUCACCCGGCUCUUAUUCCUGCAGAAAUCGAUACACGAAUUCAGCAGGACGGACUAUGUGGAUUUACAGGCAACAACGAGCCUCCACCUUCACCGUCCACCCUGCCGAAAUGUCUGCCUGCAUUGACCGAGUGGGGAAUCACAAUGGAUAAUCUAGUCCGCAGCCCAAAAGGCACUCCAGAGAUUGAAGAGAUGGUGAGGAAUGCUGGGAGGGAAAUAGACGGUUUUGUGAAUCGGAGAUGGGCAGAGAGCGAGUGGGAAACUGCGUGGUUUGUCAAUCCCCCAAGGCUCCAAAGCAUUCGUGGACUAGCGCAUAUACACGUGUUCGCAAAGAAGAAACACUUAUAG